Camellia sinensis is the source of this 1125-nucleotide messenger RNA. Lineage: Eukaryota; Viridiplantae; Streptophyta; Magnoliopsida; Ericales; Theaceae. The record is from RefSeq and is a predicted model, not a curated record.
CGACUUUGGGAUGGUUUGGUCUACAAGGGAUUUCGAUGACUUAAAUACUACUGGCUCCAACCUCCGAUUUUGGCAAACAAACACCUUAAACGCAAUUCGCUAAACACACCUUCCUUCUCUCUUCUUCUUCAGUCAAUCUUCCAUCUUCACUGAGUUUUUACACAUCAUCAUCAAUGGCGGACGAAGUCAUUCUCUUGGACUUCUGGGUUAGCCCUUUUGCCGCGAGGGUGAAAAUUGCCUUGGCUGAGAAAGGGGUAGAUUAUGAGUCCAGAGAAGAGGACCUGAGCAACAAGAGUACACUGUUCUUGAAGAUGAACCCUGUUCACAAGCAAGUCCCAGUGUUGAUCCACAACGGCAAACCGGUGUGCGAGUCACUCAUCAUUGUUCAGUACAUCGAUGAAGUAUGGAACCACAAAUCUCCAUUGUUGCCUUGUGAUCCUCACCAGCGAGCUCAAGCCAGGUUCUGGGCUGAUUUUGUUGACAAGAAGAUAUAUAGUGGUGGGAAGUUGAUGUGGUCGUCCACAGGUGAAGCCCAAGAAGCAGCAAAGAAUGACCUCAUUGGGUGCUUGAAGCUGUUGGAAGGAGAGCUUGGAGACAAGCCUUAUUUUGGGGGUGACACCUUUGGCUUUGUGGAUGUGGCACUGAUCCCAUUUUACAACUUUUUCUAUACAACUGAGCAGCUUGGCGACUUCAGGACUGUGGCAGAGUGCCCUAAACUUGUUGCUUGGGGUCAUAGGUGUAUGGAAAGGGAGUGUGUGUCCAAGUCACUUCCUGACCACCACAAGCUCUCUGACUACUUCUUGGGGUUCAAAAAGAAUCUUGAGGCUAAGUAAAUCUCUAGAAGAGUGUUUAAUUGGAAUGUAAUUGCUUAUAGGAAUGUUCUGUUUAUGUUAUACUUAACAACAAAAAUGAUUGAGAGCUCUAGAGGAGCUCUAAUGGUGGGAUCUACUAUGUAGUGUUUAUGCUUGCUUUUUUGUGUUUUUUUGUGUCUUUGUGUUUUGUUUUGUUUUGUUUCAUUUUUUUUUCCCCUCCAUACCACAUCACUAAAAUUCAUAUUAGAACUCUAGUUUUAGAGCUCUCAAUCACUUCUCCUUAAAUAAAGAAGGAAACUUUUUGUUGUUUUAA